AUGGCGGGGGCGGCUUCUUGUUCGUUUGCGGUUGUGUCGUUUUGCCAUUGUUGGCCGUGGUUUCCCUUGUACCGCCAAUCCAAGCCAAUCCAAAAAGUUGAAUCACCACGGCAAAAAGAAAACCUCGGCUCCGCAAAGCGCAAAAGACGACUCCCUCGCACGACAUGGGCACCCAUCUUAUACGUAUCCCUCCCUGCGCUUACCAGACCCAAGACCGACGACGCACGCCCAUCACGACAUAAGACAAGACGGUCCAGUCAGACUUUGAUCCUGGGCAUUGGGCCAGAUUUGGGUGCGAAACAGGGUGGAAAAGUGCAACCCUUGCCUAGAUCUGCAAGCCACGCGACCCCCGGCUCGGUCCAACUGCAGCCUGCAGGUACCCUGCCUUGCGGCUCUGGCAAUCCUUGA
Molecule: messenger RNA, 408 nt
Organism: Plenodomus lingam JN3
Lineage: Eukaryota; Fungi; Ascomycota; Dothideomycetes; Pleosporales; Leptosphaeriaceae
Source: RefSeq, a predicted model, not a curated record